Bradysia coprophila is the source of this 2026-nucleotide messenger RNA. RefSeq names its product A-type potassium channel modulatory protein KCNIP1. NCBI's taxonomy places the organism in Eukaryota, Metazoa, Arthropoda, Insecta, Diptera, Sciaridae. The record is from RefSeq and is a predicted model, not a curated record. Gene Ontology annotation, molecular function: calcium ion binding.
AUUGUUCGUCGAUGGCUUGAACACAGUGUGAGUUGGAAUACACCCGACAUGGUGUCGAAAAUCAGUUUCCAUUAUACCGAUUGUGUGUGCGGGAUAUUUUCAAUUUGAUUUUUUUUUUCUCUUCUUCAAAUCCUUUACUAAAGGGUCGCAAAUGGAUGAGUGGAUUUUUGAAGAUUAUUGUGGAAAGUUUGGCUUAAACACUGGCAUUCUCAAAUAAAUAAAAUAAAAUAAAAUUCGGCAGAUUCAAAGGAUCAUUACCGAAAUCGGAAAACUGAUUUUGCCAUCUAAAGGCAAGGGAAAAACGGGAGAAAAUAAAAUAAAAAAGUGAAAGGAAACGAAAAGCCCGUCUCGUGAUAUUUAUUGACGGUUUAAUAAUUUCCAACCACAUCAAGCGCGGUACGUACUGUGUAUCGCUUUUUGUUUUAUGAACGGGAUAAUGUGUUAUUUUUCUGUAUGGCGGUAAUCGAGCGAGGCAUAUAAUGAUGUGUUAGCUUUGACUACUGGUAAUAAAUUAAAUCGGUGACGCGCCGUAUGUGUGCUUUGUGCUGAUAAAUUAUAUUUGCGAAGGGUAUAAUAAAAGCCAGUGAUUUGUGGGUAUUAUUUCGUUCCGUUGAAGAAAAUAAUUAGAAUACUGGUUUGUCAUCAUCGAGUACACACAUCGUUUACCCGGAACAUACAGAAGAAGUAAAAAAGAAUCGGAGAGUAACACCCCACCGCACAGUGUAAACAAAACGAUCCGUUGUGGAUUCAUUUUUUUUGUGUUUGCUCUCAAACUUGAAAUGAUUUUUCAAUGAAAUAUAGUGGAGCUUUUGAUGGUAGUGCGUGUACGGCGGCGAUUCGAAACGUUAUAAUCUUGGUUAACAUAAACUUGGUCAAGGAAAGUAUUAAAUCAGCAUGAUUGAUACAAUUUCGCUGACGUGUGGGCGAGAUCGACAUUAAAUUUAAUUGGAUGCCAUUAUGAAUGACAAAUAGUACAAAGUGCAGUGAAUCUUAUCCCACGAUCUCCUCGAUUAUCCCACGAUAAAAGCAACAACAGAACGAAACGAAAUUAUCUUCACAAGAACCGAAACCGACAAACAAUAAAUAAAUUACCAUGGCAACACCGCCAGAUAGUCCCAUUGAAGAAGUAGUUUAUGAGCUGGAAACAGCUACACGGGUGCCAAAACCAAUACCAGUGGCUCUGGAAGACUUAUGUCGACAGACGAAAUUUACACGACAGGAAAUUCGGGUUAUGUAUCGAGGUUUUAAAACGGAAUGCCCUGAAGGUGUUGUACACGAAGACUGCUUUAAAGAUAUUUAUGCGAAAUUUUUUCCUCACGGAAAUUCUAGCCUUUAUGCGCAUUAUGUGUUCAAAGCUUUUGACGUUAAUUGCAACGGAGCAAUAAGUUUUCGAGACUUACUCGUAACGUUAUCCACACUUUUGCGUGGUUCCGUUUACGAAAGACUGAGAUGGACAUUCAAAUUGUACGAUCUAAAUGGUGACGGUUGCAUUAGUCGCAAUGAAUUAUCUGAAAUAGUACAAGCAAUUCACGAACUGAUGGGCAGACGUCCCCAUCAGCCGGAAGACGAUCGAAAAUGUAGAGAUCAGGUAGACAGGGUAUUUCGUAAAUUGGAUCUAAACCAGGACGGUGUAAUAACAAUCGAAGAAUUUUUAGAGGCAUGUUUAAAAGAUGAUCUGGUCACAAGGUCCCUCCAAAUGUUUGACGCUACACUUUGAUGUUCGCCGGAAGUUAUUGUUAGCAACAAAAAUAAGGAAACGAUUUCUUUGAUAGAUUUGUAAAAUAUUUAACAAGCAAAACAGAAAAUAAAAUUUAAAAAAAACGAAAAAAAAUGGCUGAAAUAAUGCAGAAUAGGGAACUAGACGGGAUCAGACUGGUUAUAGAUAUAGAUGAAUGCUUUGUUGUGGUGUUGGUAUGUGAUCCAGCCCGCCACUUAUCACUAUUACCAUAACUGACUCGAUCGCAUUCAGUUCAUUAUGGGGAAUUCCAAUUUUUGAAAAACAGCCCACCAAAAUCGGACGUAUUUU